Messenger RNA from Uncinocarpus reesii 1704, 840 nucleotides. RefSeq lists its product as uncharacterized. The transcript is spliced from 4 exons. Lineage: Eukaryota; Fungi; Ascomycota; Eurotiomycetes; Onygenales; Onygenaceae. The coding region runs from base 1 to 840 and encodes 279 amino acids. The record is from RefSeq and is a predicted model, not a curated record.
AUGCGUUCACGGGUCGUCUAUCAGCGGGGAGGAUAUCGUCUCGUAGCAGUGUGGGUGCAGACAGCGGUAUGUUUAGAUGAGCCGUCGCGAUGCAACGGGUCAACAAUCUAUGUGAAACCACGCGCACGUUUGUCUCGCGAUCUUCUCAGGCGUGAAGAUCUCGGGCACUUCGAUAUUUGGCAAAUAGUUCUGGGGAGACUGGGCGAAGCAAAGAACUCUGGCUGGUGGGACACGAUCACGCUUUAUAUUCCUGGGCUGGACCUCCAACCAUGGGAAAAAGCAACGGUUGUGUGGUGCACGUUUCCCUUGCCAACCAGUGACCGGAGAGGAGGGUCUUGGAACCAGCGACUCUUCGGGAGUGCUAGCAACUUGGCUCCUGAUCUCCAUUCGCCGCUCGAUGUCAUGUCUCUGCUCCUGGUCAGGGCGACUGCUCACAUGGUGCAUGAUGGCAGCAUCUCGUCCUCCGCUGGUCUUGACGUCGAACUUUGCGUUGCCGAUCUUCGGCAUCGUGCUGGAUUGCGGAGGGCCCUGAGCAUCAUCGACGGACCACCCGGGACGCCAAAGAAGAGCGUGGAUUGCGUGUGGCAGUCGGCGCACGGACGGGGGAGAGGAGCCCGCGUGCUGGUCAAGGCGAGGCAGACCCUAGGCUUAUUUCUGGCAAGGUUCAAGCCGCCCAAACACUCCACGAGCCGAAGCGGGGACAACAUGCAAGCGUGUGGUGAACUUGAGGGCUCGCAUCGCCCUGCUCCUCCUGGCAGGUGUGAAGUCCAUGAAUCGUGGUUCGCAUGUCCGUGGUACCGGGUGUACGUCUUCCUCCUACCCGUUCGCAGUACCAAUUGA